Molecule: messenger RNA, 1254 nt
Organism: Tripterygium wilfordii
Lineage: Eukaryota; Viridiplantae; Streptophyta; Magnoliopsida; Celastrales; Celastraceae
Product: octanoyltransferase LIP2, mitochondrial-like
Exons: 2
Coding region: 299-1030 (243 amino acids)
Biological process (GO): protein lipoylation
Cellular component (GO): mitochondrion
Molecular function (GO): lipoyl(octanoyl) transferase activity
Source: RefSeq, a predicted model, not a curated record
GGACCCAAAAAAAGGCGCAGUAAUUUCAAUCGUGUACCAAAAAACAAGGGGAAAUCCAGAUGGGUAGGUAGGCUUUCAGUUCUCUCUCCGGCUUCUGCAGCCUCCGGCGGUGUUUUCUUCUCGGAUAUUUUCAGUGUACUCUUAACUCCGGUUCAGACAGCAUAUACACGCAUGCUAGGAUUCGAUUUCUAUACAUUUCUCCAUUGGUUCUUUUAAACGUUGAAAUCUCUUCUUUCGGGUCAUUUUCUCUGCUUCAUUGAAAUUUGCAGAUAUUGCUGUUCCUGAUACAUAAUUCGGCAUGGGAGUUUCUCGAAGUUUAGAGGUCUGGAAAUUGGGCACUGUUAACUACUUAAAAGCUCUUAAGCUGCAGGAGAAAUUGUUUUCUGAUAGGAAAGUUAAUAAGAUUUCAGAUACUCUCUUGUCCCUGCAACAUCCCCCGACAUAUACUGUUGGCAAUCGGAGGACUGUUCACAAUUUACUGAUUCCUGAGUCCGAGCUGAGGAAAAUAGGAGCUGAACUUCACUACUCGCAAAGAGGAGGAGACAUUACUUACCAUGGUCCACGUCAAGCCAUCUUAUAUCCCAUCAUUUCUCUUCGUGAUAUCAAACUUGGUCUUCGGGAUUAUGUUAGGAAACUUGAGUUAACCAUGGUCGAAUUGGCGUCUUUGUAUGGGGUGAAGGCUUGUGCUGGACAGAGUGGUGAAACGGGAGUUUGGGUGGAAGAUAGAAAAAUUGGUGCUACUGGAGUUCAUGUAGCUCAUGGGAUCACUUCGCACGGAUUGGCAUUCAACAUUGAUCCUGAUAUGAACUAUUAUAACAACAUUGUGCCUUGUGGGAUUGCGAAUAAGGAAGUUACAUCUUUGAGAAGGGAGACUGUUAUUUCACUUCCUGCUGACGACGUAAUUCAUGAGCAGUUGAUUACUUGCUUUGCAAGAGUAUUGGGCUAUACUGAUAUCACUUGUAAGGAGAAUCCUUUGACAUUGUCAUAUGACACAGAAGUUGAGCAAUGUAUGAAUCCUUCAGCAUCAUAAAGGAUGUGAAUUGCUGAAUGAAUGCGACCAGUAUAUGCCAGCUACAAAGUAUGUAUAAUUUUGUACUCUGGUUGAUUUAUUGACUGAGGAGUCCAACAUGUUUAUUUUACAUUCUUUACAAAGGUGAAUAAUGCGAAAAGAUCCUUGUCGAUUAUUUGGAAAAUUUAUACACAGAAUAUUUUGAAGUUCUGUAACAACUGAGAAAAUUUAGAAUGUUGCUUGAA